Huiozyma naganishii CBS 8797 is the source of this 969-nucleotide messenger RNA. RefSeq names its product Dfm1p (gene DFM1). Gene Ontology annotation, molecular function: ubiquitin-specific protease binding; misfolded protein binding. Gene Ontology annotation, cellular component: Hrd1p ubiquitin ligase ERAD-L complex; endoplasmic reticulum membrane. The transcript has a single exon. Lineage: Eukaryota; Fungi; Ascomycota; Saccharomycetes; Saccharomycetales; Saccharomycetaceae. The record is from RefSeq and is a predicted model, not a curated record. The coding region runs from base 1 to 969 and encodes 322 amino acids. Gene Ontology annotation, biological process: endoplasmic reticulum unfolded protein response.
AUGAGGAACAUCCACACUUUGAAGAACGCAGAUGGUUCUAGUAAAAAGAAGCAGGGGUCUGUGGAUUCUUCAGAGGACGAUAUAUCCCUGUCCGGUAUAUGGAAGAGCUUCCCGCCUAUCACACGGACUAUGGUACUGGGGAUGUGUUUGGUGUCUGCGUCCUAUAUUUUGCAAUUGGUGCCCUUUUCAUUCUAUAUCUUCCAAGGAAACGAAGUGAUUCAUCACUUUCAACUUUGGAGAUUGGUCACUUCAUUUCUGAUUUUACCAGCAAAUUCCAUGAAUGCCCUUUUCCAACUGUACACUAUUACCACUCGAUCAGUGGAACUGGAGAGAGAGAGAUUUCUAGUUUCGAUGCAUUACAAUCCAUCUAUAGAUUAUCUGUUCUACCUGAUUUUCUGUACGACCUUUGUGAUUUUGUUUACAGUUAUGCGUGUUGGAACAGCGGAACCACUUGUGUUGACAGAUGCAUUGAGUACCCUGUUAACAAUGACUUGGUCCAUUGACAAUGCAAACUCAAAGGUUAUGUUUUAUGGGGUUCUGCCAAUUUACGGCAAAUACUAUCCGGUGGUGCAAUCGCUGACCACGUUUGUUUUCGGAGGCAAUCUCGAAAUGUUAGGGAUAUCCUUGGCAACUGCGUAUUUGUUCGCAUGCUUGGACACUCGGACGCUGGGUCCUGUUUGGGGGAAAAUUACAGGGAAGGGACCAUGGUAUGGUAUUGUCCCUGUCGGGAAGUUCCAUGCUCCCAGAUGGUUUGUAGCAGGUUAUGAAUUCUUUUUUGGUGGCACAUAUGCGGUGAAAAUAGCUAAAGUAAAACGUGAAGAAAAGAAAGCACACACUGGACAACGGUUAGGGUCGUUGAGCAGCGCUACAACGACCUCGGAUUUACCAGAAGCUAAAUCUAAAGGGUUUUUAGCCGCGGAAGCAAGGGCAAAAUCAAGGUUUGCCAGACCAUCUUCCAAUAGCAAUUGA